AUGCAAGCUCAUCAUGCUGUUGCUCUUCCAAUUCUCCACUCGACUCCAAAGCCCCCUCUCCCGUCCUUUCCCUCUUCAUACCCCUUAGCUCCGCAAACGCUACCAGUGCCAUGCUGUGAUGCCGUGCCCACGCCAGUGCUGCAGGAUUCAAUCAUGCCCGCACAGGAGUACCUCACCAUCACUCGCGUCCCGCCUCUCCUCUCCGUUCCACUCACGGCGCUGUACCCGGAGUACUGGGAGGAGCUGCGCGGCAUGGCGGCGGGCAGCACCGUGCCCUUUGACCACCUGCUGCUUCUGAAUCUCCGCAAGGAGUUCGGUGCCUUCUUGCCCUCCCUCAACGCGCCUGCCACGUCAGCAGUGCUGCCAGAGUCUGCCACGUUGGACAGGCGGACGCAGUAUGGCAUAGCAUCUGACGACUGCACUGACGUGCUGCUGCUCACUGAUGACGUGGCAGCAGUGGGACACAACGAGGAUGCCGAUUACUCAAUUGUGGAUAACUCUUUCUUCAUCCACAUGCACACGGGCAGCGGGCUGGCAGUCACGGCGUACACCUAUGCGGGCGAGCUGCCCUCCGUUGCCUUUGCCUUCAACGACACUGCCAUGGCGUUCACCAUGGACGCGGUGCCACCAGCGCCAUCCGAGGUGGUGCGGGGCGGCAUCGCGCGCAACUUCCUCGCGCGCAGCCUCAUGGAGGCGCGCUGCAUUGAGGACGCCCUGCAGCGCGUGACUGGUCCAGCAGUGGCAGUGGGACAUCACUACGUGCUGAUGGACUUUGCCCGCCGGCGAAUCGUGUCCGUCGAAACCGCAUCCAACGGCCGGCAUAGCAUUCUGGAGCUGGGCCGAAACCCCCAGCUGAGAAGCCAGGGGGAGUCAGAAGGGGAGAAGGCGGUAGAAGUGGGAAGGGAGGAGAGCGAGAGAGGAGUGAGCGGAUCUGACACUGCUGCUGCUGGUGCUGGUAGUGGUGGUGAUGAAGGCACGGCCUAUGUGUUCCACGCCAACGCGUACACGCGGCUGCAGGUGCGGGAGAAGAUGGGCCCCAGCUCGCACCGCCGCCAGGCCACUGCCACACGCCUGGGCGCGCCCACCACCACCCAGGGCAUGCUUCAAGUGAGUGUGACGAUAACGAGUAGUCUACUCAAAUUCACCUCUCUCCCACGCCUCUCUUCCAUGUUUCCCUCUCACCCCUCCCUCUCACCCCUCCCUCUCACCCCGCCCUCAAUCCCCUCCUAUCACCCCUCCUUCUUACCUGCCCGCUCACCCGUCCGUCUCACCCCUCCCUCUCACCCUGCUUUCUCAUGCGUCUGCGUGUCCCGUUACCAGAUUCUUUCCAACGCGGACGACGAGGACUUUCCCAUCUUCAAUGCCGGCAAGGUGUACGAUAUGAGGGGUGCACUGCUCGCAUGUGGGCUUCAGUGCUGUGCUGGAGUGGCAAGUGGUGCAGGUAGAGCAGUGUGGGUGGUGGCACACAUCUCGAUCCUGCAUGCCGCUGCUCAUCUCCCACCGUCCCUGCAAGCACCACUCAUACGGUACCUCUCCCAUCCUCCUUCCCCUUUCCCCCCUGCAUCGCGCCUGCUACCACCAGGCCCGGUGAUCCACACGCUGCACAGCGCGCUCUUCAACCUCGAUGCGCGCACGCUCACGGUGCUGGGGGGGCGGCCUGCUCACGGCAACGUGCUGCAUGAGUUUCAUGUUUAA
Molecule: messenger RNA, 1695 nt
Organism: Closterium sp. Naga37s-1
Lineage: Eukaryota; Viridiplantae; Streptophyta; Zygnematophyceae; Desmidiales; Closteriaceae
Source: the annotation of a GenBank genome assembly